Iphiclides podalirius (scarce swallowtail) is the source of this 1127-nucleotide messenger RNA. NCBI's taxonomy places the organism in Eukaryota, Metazoa, Arthropoda, Insecta, Lepidoptera, Papilionidae. The record is from the annotation of a GenBank genome assembly.
GUGCGAACCGCCCACGGGCGGCCGACGAGGCAUUGAAUAAGUCCUCGAUGUCGGCAACGCGCCGCCACCGCCUGAUGAAACUCAACGCCGCCACCGUCCUAGAGUGUUCCACGGCCACGCCGUUCAAGUGGCACAGGCAGAACUUCCUCUGCUUCUACUGCCACCGCGCCUUUAAAGACACCGCGUCCCUUAAAGAGCACACUAAGGCAGAACACCCGGAGCCAAGAAUCAAGUCGGCAGUCAGCUACCUGAGGCGCGACGAGCGGGUCAAAAUAGACGUUUCCUCCAUGACUUGCUCAAUUUGCGACGUCAGCUUGGACGGCCUCGGCGCCCUGAUAGCCCACCUCGAGAGCGCCCACAGGAAAUCCUUCGCGGGUCUGGACUACGGCGUGGUCCCGUACGCGCUCCGCUCGGACCGCUUCCACUGCGCCGUCUGCGACGCGGAGUUCCAAUACUUCAUCAAGCUGAACCAGCACAUGAACACCCACUACGGGAACUACGUGUGCGAGCUCUGCGGGAAGCCUUUCCUGAGCCGCGAACGGCUGCGCUGCCACGCGGCCGGCCACGGGCCCAUACACCGGUGCGGGUGCUGCGCGGAGACCUUCAGCUCGCCGGCGCAGAGGACCUCGCACGAGAGGAGGGCCCACGGGAGGCGGAGGGUCAAGUGCCUGCACUGCUCGGAGACGUUCGCGAGCUACGGCGCCCGCAAGAGCCACCACAGCACCGCCCACGGCGCGGACCUGCCCACAAUCCACUGCCCCGUCUGCCGGAAGAGCUUCCCCAUCGCCAGCAAGAUGCGCGCCCACCUGAAGGAGGUGCACCUGCGCGAGAAGAACUUCGCGUGCCCAAUGUGCGACCAGAGAUUCUUCUCCAGGAGCCACGUGCAGAAGCACAUGGUGAGGCACGUCGGCGAGCGGGUGCACCAGUGCGACGUGUGCCGGAAGUCGUACGCGCGGAAGCAGACGCUGAGGGACCACAUGAGGAUACACAACGGUGAUCGUAGGUUCGCCUGCGAGCUGUGCGGGCAGGCGUUCGUCCAGAACAACAGUCUCCGGCUGCAUAUGAGGGUGCACCAUCCAGACGCUGGGGGGCAACCUAAAGGCCCGAAGACCCAAGACGAAGGCCAU